GUGAGAAAAUCGCAUCGGUCAACACUGAAUGAGCGAAUGCGAUAGGCAUUGGUAUUGCGUCAAACACAUAUUCACAUUCUUCUUCCUUCAGACUUUGAGCAGUAAGGUCAAUUCAAAAGCAUCAAAAUGGUUGCCCAAAAGAAACAGAAAAAGGCUUUGGAAUCCACCAAUUCCCGUUUGGCUUUGGUCAUGAAAUCCGGCAAAUUCUGCUUGGGAUACAAACAAACCUUGAAGACAUUGCGUCAAGGCAAGGCUAAAUUGAUCAUAAUCGCCAACAACACUCCACCACUCAGAAAAUCUGAAAUCGAAUACUACGCUAUGUUGGCCAAGACCGGAGUCCACCACUACAGCGGCAACAACAUUGAAUUGGGAACUGCUUGCGGUAAAUACUUCCGUGUCUGCACAAUGUCCAUCACCGAUCCAGGAGAUUCAGACAUUAUUCGUACAUUGCCAGAAACCCAAGGACAACAAUAGAUUCUCAAUGAGAAUUGGUUUUUCGGAGGGAAAUUCAAUGGAAUCGAAAUGUAUGAUGAGCGCAAUUGAUUCGAUCAAUAAAAUUGCAAUUGUAAUAAAAUUGCAUUGAUUUCUUAACAAAACAAAAA
Messenger RNA from Sitodiplosis mosellana (orange wheat blossom midge), 602 nucleotides. Its product is annotated as 60S ribosomal protein L30. Gene Ontology annotation, molecular function: RNA binding; structural constituent of ribosome. The coding region runs from base 127 to 474 and encodes 115 amino acids. The transcript has 4 exons. Gene Ontology annotation, cellular component: cytosolic large ribosomal subunit. The record is from RefSeq and is a predicted model, not a curated record. NCBI's taxonomy places the organism in Eukaryota, Metazoa, Arthropoda, Insecta, Diptera, Cecidomyiidae.